GGACAUGGUGUUCACCGUGUACGGCGACCACUGGCGCAAGAUGCGGCGGAUCAUGACCGUGCCCUUCUUCACCAACAAGGUGGUACAGCAGAACCGGCAGGGGUGGGAGGAGGAGGCGCAACAGGUGGUGGAGGACGUCAAGCGGGACACCCAGGCGGCCACCCAGGGGAUCGUUCUACGCCGCCGGCUGCAGCUGAUGAUGUACAACAACAUGUACCGGAUCAUGUUCGACUACCGGUUCCAGGGCAUGGACGACCCCCUCUUCAACAAGCUCAAGGCCGCCAACGGCGAGCGCAGUCGCCUCGCCCAGAGCUUCGAGUACAACUACGGCGACUUCAUCCCCAUCCUGAGGCCCUUCCUCAGGGGCUACCUCAGAAAGUGUCAGGAUCUCAAAGACAGCCGCCUCAAGCUCUUCAACGACCACUUCGUCGCGGAGAAGAGGAAGAAGAUGGAGGAACUGGGAUCCAAGAUGGAGCUCAAGUGCGCCAUCGAUCACAUCUUGGACGCGGAGAGGAGGGGAGAGAUCAACUACGACAACGUUCUGUACAUCGUCGAGAACAUCAACGUCGCAGCCAUCGAGACGACGUUGUGGUCCAUCGAGUGGGGGGUGGCGGAGCUGGUGAACCACCCUGGGAUCCAGCGCAAACUCCGGCAGGAGCUGGACGCCGUGCUCGGCCCGGGCGUGCCGAUCACGGAGCCGGACAUCCCGAAGCUGCCCUACCUGCAGGCGGUGAUCAAGGAGACCCUCCGGCUGCGCAUGGCCAUCCCCCUCCUCGUCCCCCACAUGAACCUCCACGACGCCAAGCUCGGCGGCUACGACAUCCCCGCCGAGAGCAAGAUCCUGGUCAACGCCUGGUGGCUCGCCAACAAUCCCGCCAACUGGAAGAACCCGGAGGAGUUCCGGCCGGAGCGGUUCCUGGAGGAGGAAGCCAAGGUGGAGGCCAACGGCAACGACUUCCGGUACCUGCCCUUCGGCGUGGGCCGCCGGAGCUGCCCCGGCAUCAUCCUCGCGCUCCCCAUCCUCUGCAUCACCCUCGGUCGCCUGGUGCAGAACUUCGAGCUUCUGCCGCCGCCGGGGACCGACCAGGUGGACACCACCGAGAAGGGCGGCCAGUUCAGCCUCCACAUACUGAAGCACUCCACCAUCGUCUGCAAGCCCAGAGCGUGAUCCCAACGUUCCUGGCAGGGCGUGCGGGGCCUCCGGGAGUUGGUAGACGGAUGGGUUUUCUUCUUUGGUUUUGUUGAUUCGGUCAUGGUGUGGUGGGUGUGUGGGUGAAGUGAUCUUCGAAUUAGGGUGACGAGAUAAGCGACGACGAGGACAGUUAAAGCAUGUUCAUACUUGUGAUAAUAUUAAUGGCUAUCGAGAAGUAUUAUCACUACAUGGAGGAAAAAUCCACAUGAUUAAGAA
This is a messenger RNA of Musa acuminata subsp. malaccensis (wild Malaysian banana), 1408 nucleotides long. Its product is annotated as trans-cinnamate 4-monooxygenase. Gene Ontology annotation, biological process: lignin metabolic process. The record is from RefSeq and is a predicted model, not a curated record. Lineage: Eukaryota; Viridiplantae; Streptophyta; Magnoliopsida; Zingiberales; Musaceae. Gene Ontology annotation, molecular function: heme binding; iron ion binding; trans-cinnamate 4-monooxygenase activity.